UUGAUGAUUGAUACGUCCUGUCGUUCGAUUAUCGAAUGAUGUGAGAUACAGUGUUUUUUUAUUAUAAAUUAUUUAUCGAUAUUGUAAAUAUAUAUGCGAAACCAUGUCAGACGUUAACAUGGAAAAGUUCGCGGUACCAGAAUUUGUACCCGAAAGAUACGUAAAAGAGUUGGCAAAGUCAUGUGUCGGAGGGGAGGAGCUAGCCCAGCAAAAGGAGAAAAUCAAAAAUUUAGCUGAAGAAACCGCAAGUGCCCUGAAGAAAAAUGUUUACGAAAACUAUAUGCAAUUCAUCGAGACUGCUACGGAAAUAUCCCACUUAGAAACUGAAAUGUACAAACUCUCGCAUUUGUUAAGUGAUCAACGAAUUGUUCUUACAACAUUAUCUCAAGCUUCGAUUUUAGGCAAUGAAAAUACGUUAUCGCGAGAGUCACUCGAUAAUCAUGACUUAGAAGCCGAGCGAGCUGAAGAAGAACGCAAGAAUAAGCUAAUUUUGAUAUCUGAAAAGGUUGAAAGUUGCAUUAAUUUACUGGAUGUUCCAGAAAGACAUUUGUUGCAUGAGGGUGACCUCUUAGAGAUUGAUGCUGAAGAGAACACUGCUUUACAAAGAAUGCAUGUUUAUUUGUUCAAUGACUGCCUUAUGUUAACCUCUUGGAUUUCAAAUCGACGUGGGCCAAUGAGAUACAAAUAUCAAACUUGUUACCCUAUUAGUACACUAGCUGUAGUCAAUGUGCGUGAUUUAGGUACUGUGAGGCAAGCAUUUAAAGUUCUAGCUUUUCCUGACACUAGAGUGUUUCAAUGUAACAGUUUAGCAAUAAAAAAAGACUGGCUCGAUCAAUUUGACAUAGCGAAAAAAAUGCAUAUUGAAAAAGAAAAUUCAAAACAAAAGAAAAAGGAUUCACAAGAGAAGGUUAAACACGAAUCUUUAGAAUCACCUAGUAUUUCUGUGGAAGAGAUACCCUCUCCACAAGUCGCGCCUCUUCCUGAUUGGCUAGCUGAUGUUACUGAGGAGUUAGAUGUUUUAAUUGUGGAGAGACAUUUUCAAAAAACUUAUGACUUGAUGUUGUCUGCUCAAAAGACUUUAAGUACAGAAGAAUUUAUAAACCAUCCACAGAGGGAUGACAUUUUAAAAAAGAUUGAGCAGAAACAGAAAGCUUUGACUGAAAUUUUACUUAAAGAACUAGACGUCACUCAUAAUUGGAGUCCAAGAGGGGGUUUGCGUUCUUCACGUCACCCUGUUUUAAUACUCAAUAAGUUUAACAUGACUAGUCAAGCUUGUGAACUGUUUCUAGACAUAUGUAGUCACACAGUCAGAGCUCACGUUAAGUCGGUACAGCUCGAGGGCUCUAUCCAUAGCUAUGUGAAACAAGUGGGAGAAGUGUUCUUCUGUUCACUGAGUGAUGCCUUAACAGAAUUUAUUUCAUUAUUCCCUAAAAAUAAAUUAAGUGCUUUUAUAGUGUGGGCUAGUAUGCAACUUAGAAUUCUAAUGAGUCAAAUUAUUAAACAAGUGUUUACACCACAGUGUGCUUUAGAAUCAGUCUUAGAGUGUGCACAAAGUUUGAGAGAGCAAUGUAAUCUUUUUUGUGAGUUUGGUUUAGAUUUAAGAUUUCAGAUGAAUAGCUGUUUAAGAAUGCCGAUAAUAAAAACAAUGAGAGAACACAAGGAAAAAAUUGUGGAUUCAAUGAAGACCAAGGUAAUAGAAGACAAGUGGACCCCAGUUAAUAUGCAUACAAAAGCGGGAGUCAAUAAAUUUGUAUUACAAAUGGAAAAUCUGGGCCUGUCCUUAGUUAGGUAUGUUAUAAAUGAAACGUGGGUGGAUUUAUCAAGUAGUACCAUCUGGUUUGCACAGUCAAUUCUAACUAUACAAAAUAUUGGCCUAAAAAUUGUUACAAAGGAUAUGAUGGAUGUUGUCGAUGAAUGUAUAUAUGCUAUAUUUAAUUCACGCCUUAUGUGUUCUGUGGGUAAUGACACGAGCUACGCUCAGAAGAAUUUUAGGUUUAUAUUGGAUACAGUAAUGCCACUCAUGUUGAAAAACUACAAAAAAGAGGUUGGUUAUGAAAAUGAGAAAUUAUUAGAUUUAGCGAAAAAAUUCGGUGUCAAUAUAGCACCACCAAAGAACAUCACAAAGUACACAAGCAAUGAAUAUUUAUGAGAAAAGUCAAGUCCAAUUACCGUUGGUGUGUGAAAAUUAUUUUUAUUACGCUGAAGCUUUAAUAAUGUAAUAUAUAGACAAGUAAGCAUGCAAGAUAUUUGUAAGUUUAUUUAAACUGAUCAAAUUAAAAUUUAUAUUAUAUGCAAGUUAAAUAAUAUGAAAUUUUAAUAAACCAAACUCAU
Molecule: messenger RNA, 2331 nt
Organism: Vanessa atalanta (red admiral)
Lineage: Eukaryota; Metazoa; Arthropoda; Insecta; Lepidoptera; Nymphalidae
Gene: Exo84
Product: exocyst complex component 8
Exons: 1
Coding region: 104-2149 (681 amino acids)
Biological process (GO): Golgi to plasma membrane transport; exocytosis; intracellular protein localization
Cellular component (GO): exocyst
Source: RefSeq, a predicted model, not a curated record